AUGAAGUUGAUCAACAAAUUCAUAGAUAAACAUGGCGCAGGACAUGUAACUCUCCGUCCAGAAGAUGACGAGGACAUGUGGCAUCUUUAUAAUCUGAUACAAAACGAUGAUUUUGUUCGCUCAUCUGCCAUCCGAGGUGUUAAGACGGUGUCAUCAACUGGAUCAACAGAGUCGCACCGCGUCCGGCUCAACCUCACUAUUCAGGUCAAGCGCGUUGAUUUUGCGGCUGGGGGAGCACCGUCGAAUCAAGAAAGUGGCGCCAAGGAUGAAGAUGUUUCGACUGCCUCUCUGCACGUUUCUGGACCCGUAACGUCUGAAAAUCCGCAUGUAAAACUUGGCGCCCACCAUACCCUUGACCUAGAAGCCAACCGCGACGUACGAAUCGAGAAAUACGGAGGCUGGGACAGUGUGGCUAUUGCUCGAGUGGAGGAGUCCAUCAUUCCCGGAAAGGGUGCUGAAGUCGCUGCUAUUGUGUGUGGAGAAGGGGUCGCCGCAUUUUGUCUCCUCUCACAGCAUAUGACAUUGGUGACACAUCGAUUGAAUGUCCAAAUACCUCGUAAAUCGUCUUCUGGAGCGUCUCAGCACGACAAAGGUCUAGGAAAGUUCUACAGCGCCUUGUAUGAGUCUUUCUUGAGGCACAUUCCUUAUGCCAACGUAGCUCUUCGAGCCAUUGUUAUCGCCAGCCCAGGAUGGGUGAGGGACGCUGUUUACGACUUUAUGAUCAGCGAGGCGACAAAAAGAGGCGACAAGGUGCUGUUGAAGGCGCUCAAGGAGAAAUGUCUCAAGGUUCAUAUAAGCAGUCCACAUGUCCACAGUCUCGUGGAGGUCCUGAAGAGCCCAGAGGUCACCAGUCAACUCAAAGAAACAAAAUUUGCCCGGGAAGGAGUCGCCCUUGACAGAUUUUUCAAAAUGUUGGGAAACGAUGAAUUGAGAGCAUGGUAUGGUCCAGAUCAUGUUUGUCUAGCAGCAGAUCGAGGAGCUAUUGGUACACUGUUGAUUUCGGACGAUCUUUUUCGAUCAAGCGAUCCUGCAACGCGAAAAAAAUACGUCGAUGUCGUUGAAGCGGUACAACAAAAGGGUGGCGAGGUAGUAAUAUUUUCAAGCAUGCAUGAAUCGGGCCAACAACUAAACCAACUUACUGGAAUUGCUGCGAUAUUAACAUUCCCGCUGGACGUCGAAGUAGUCGAAGCUGAAGAACGAGAGGCCGCAGAGGAAGAAGUUCGAAGACAGCAAGAAACAGAAUCUACAGAUCCAUGA
Psilocybe cubensis is the source of this 1257-nucleotide messenger RNA. RefSeq lists its product as uncharacterized. Lineage: Eukaryota; Fungi; Basidiomycota; Agaricomycetes; Agaricales; Agrocybaceae. The record is from RefSeq and is a predicted model, not a curated record. Gene Ontology annotation, cellular component: cytoplasm. The transcript is spliced from 7 exons. Gene Ontology annotation, biological process: nonfunctional rRNA decay; ribosome disassembly; RNA surveillance. Bases 1 to 1257 code for a protein of 418 amino acids.